Molecule: messenger RNA, 2256 nt
Organism: Cryptomeria japonica (Japanese cedar)
Lineage: Eukaryota; Viridiplantae; Streptophyta; Pinopsida; Cupressales; Cupressaceae
Product: protein NRT1/ PTR FAMILY 5.2
Exons: 3
Coding region: 474-2090 (538 amino acids)
Biological process (GO): dipeptide transport; transmembrane transport
Cellular component (GO): membrane
Molecular function (GO): tripeptide transmembrane transporter activity; dipeptide transmembrane transporter activity
Source: RefSeq, a predicted model, not a curated record
AUAUUGUUGGUAGACAUUGAUCUAUGUAUGUUAGAUUAUCUCUAUUCGUACAAUUAUUAGCACUUAAGCUUUGUAAUUAUGUCCAUUAGAUUGUGCAGCUCAAGUGGCUCUAGAAAUACAGGUUGCUUAGCUCUUCUGUUUGAAACAACACCAAUAGAAAGCUUUUACAAGGUUUGUUUAAAUAAAGAAAUAUUGUAUCUAUGUCCACAUAUAAGAGGUGAAUGAGACUGUUGUUGAAGUAUUGAUAUAUUAGAGGAGAGCUCAAAGUAUUUCCUACAAGAAAACUUUCAAUCACAACAUGCCAAAAUAUAAAGUAAAAACUGCAAAUGUAUGGUCAGUCUUGCAGAACCAACUAUCUCAGAAAUGUCAAAAUGAGUGUUUAAUAAGAAAAUAUAAAAAAAGUAAUAUUUCAAUGUGGAAAAAAGGAGUACAGGUGGGGCUGAAAGAAGCCACUGACUAUUAUUGUUAAGGACAUGAUGUUGUCAUGUAUUCUGCUCAUGGAUAUUGGUAUGUGCUAUUAUCUUAAAAAUCCAAAUUUUUCAACUGAUGGAGAUGACUUUUGCAAUUUGGGUAAGCUGAGAAUACACCCAGAAUUGAAUUGGGUAAAGUUGGUGAAACUGGGAAUGAUAAUUUUGACAUUGACAGUCUCAUUGCCAUCUCUGAGACCACCAGAAUGCCCAGAGAAUUCCAACUAUUGCAAGAAAGCCUCCACAUUCCAAGUUGGGAUGUUUUAUUUUGCAUUGUACGUGCUUGCUCUGGGUACUGGUGGUACAAAGCCCAAUAUAUCCACCAUUGGAGCAGACCAAUUCGAUGAAUUUGACCCAAAAGAGAGGGUUCAGAAGGUCUCCUUCUUCAAUUGGUGGAUGUUCAGUGCCUUUUUGGGAACACUGUUUGCACAGACAUUUCUCAUAUAUAUUCAAGACAACGUGGGAUUUUCUGUGGGAUAUGCGAUCCCCACUGCUGGACUGAUCAUAUCCGUUGUGAUAUUUCUAGUGGGGACUCCGUUUUACAGGCACAAAAUUCAGAACGGGAAUCCAUUUGGUCGGAUUGCACAAGUGAUUGUAGCUGCAGGUCGGAAAUGGAGGGUUAAAGUUCCUGCAGAUCCAAGUGAGCUCCAUGAAUUGGACCCCAAAGUGUACGUUGAAAAAGGCAGAUUCCCCAUCUCUCACACUCUCAACUUGAGAUUUCUAGACAAAGCAGCCACAAAAGUCAAUACAAGAAGCAGUACAUGGAACCUGUGCCCUGUGACUCAAGUAGAGGAGGCCAAGUUGAUGAUAAAAAUGCUGCCAAUAUGGGUGGCCAUGUUCAUGCCAAGCACCAUGAUAGCCCAGCUAAACACACUGUUUGUGAAGCAGGGAACUAGAUUGAGGAGGGACAUGGGUCCUCACUUUGAUAUUCCUCCAGCCUGCCUCACUUCAUUUGUCACCAUGUCAAUGCUGGUCUCCAUUGUUGUCUAUGACAGAUUCCUGGUAAAGAUCUUUAGAAAAUAUACAGGGAACCCAAGAGGCAUAACAAUCUUACAGAGACUAGGAAUUGGGCUGGUUAUCCAUGUAAUAAUCAUGGUGGUUGCCUCAGUAACUGAGAUGAAAAGGAUCAAUGUUGUCAAAGAGCAUCAGCUUGAAGGAGACUCAAAAGCAAUAGCACCCCUCACAAUAUUCAUUCUUCUUCCUCAGUUUAUACUCAUGGGAAUAGCAGAUUGCUUUGUUGAAGUGGGGAAGUUGGAAUUUUUUUAUGAUCAGGCCCCUGAGAGCAUGCAGAGCAUAGGAACUGCACUAUUUGCAAGCACACUGGGAGUUGGGAAUUUUAUUAGCAGCUUUCUUCUGACCACUGUGAGCAAAAUCACAGGAAGACACGGGCACACCAGUUGGGUUCUCAAUAAUCUGAAUGCAUCUCGACUGUACUACUACUAUGCCCUCUUAGCUGUUCUUAAUUUCCUUAAUGUGAUUUUCUUUUUGGUUGUAUCUCGCUAUUAUGUUUAUAAGAGAGAGACCAAUGAAGCUUUUAGCAGCAGCCAGAGCCAUGGUGGAAUGAUAGAGUGUGUUGCAGGGAAUGGGAAAACCAAUCUGGAUGAAAACUUACAACACAAUUAGGAUGUGAGUAGGAUAGUGAAAUCUCCUCUUGAGCAUGGGUAAUUAUCAUGCAGCUGCAUGAAUUGUCAGAAAUUUUUCAUAAAUGACAGUGGGGUCAGAAGCUCUUCAAGUUGUAAUCGCUAAAACUUAAAUAAAAUUUGUAUUUCAAUAGUAUUAUUAAUAUUUU